Molecule: messenger RNA, 781 nt
Organism: Tuber melanosporum (Perigord truffle)
Lineage: Eukaryota; Fungi; Ascomycota; Pezizomycetes; Pezizales; Tuberaceae
Exons: 3
Coding region: 48-548 (166 amino acids)
Source: RefSeq, a predicted model, not a curated record
UUCUAACAUAAAACGAGUCAAAGGGCGUUAUCUGAAGAAUAGAAGAAAUGGACAUAAUUCUCACAACAAUGAUGACAAUGAUGGAUAUAUACUCGAAGAUUAUCGCUAACUUUAGUUCCCAGCCAAAAGAACCGAUAAAGCUAUACCUACCAACACAUGAGAUGUGUUGGAAAAUACCAUACCAGCGUAAAGCCCACCUCGCCAAUGAAAUCGACCAAAUCCUGAAAGGGAUCCAGCAAACCCACGCCACGGUUAAAAGGAAGAGAGCCUACAUGGCCUCAACCACCACCUUCGGCAUCGGCAUGCCCUCCCCGGGGGGAUGGGUCCUAGUCGACUUGAGGGACAGCUCCUUGGUGCACAAGACCUAUCUGGAAAGCCUGAUUUAUCCUGGGGGAGAGUAUGUCGUGCUGUGUAUGGGGUCCACGGAGAUUCCCAGACAGCUUGUAAUGCCGUAUCGCGCGGGUGAGAGGGGGCAAAUUGAAGAUGAGGAUGAGGAUGGGGUGUAUGUGGAUGCGGAGGGUGGGGAGGAUAUUGGCCAACCCGCUUAGAGGGGGGGGGGUGCGGGGGUUAAACCGGAGGACUGGAUUGGUGCAAUAGAUGGGAUGGAUAGCUUAGAUGAAUGAGGAUUGGUAAUAUUGCAGGGACCUUCCGAUUGGAAAUUUGGGAUUUGACGUUUGGUGUUGUUACCUAAGUGCACGCAUUUGUGCAAACCCGAUACUAGUUAAGCUAUCUUAUUAGCGAGGAGAGGAGUAAAAAUGAACGGAUUUAUAUCUAGCGUUCA